This is a messenger RNA of Harpia harpyja (harpy eagle), 4495 nucleotides long. RefSeq names its product POC1 centriolar protein B (gene POC1B). The transcript has 12 exons. The record is from RefSeq and is a predicted model, not a curated record. Lineage: Eukaryota; Metazoa; Chordata; Aves; Accipitriformes; Accipitridae. Gene Ontology annotation, molecular function: protein binding. Bases 12 to 1484 code for a protein of 490 amino acids. Gene Ontology annotation, cellular component: ciliary basal body; centriole. Gene Ontology annotation, biological process: cilium assembly.
UGGCGCCGCGGAUGAAUUCGGGGUUCGGUUGGACGCGCCUGAAGCGCGGGGGGUUUGAGGGGCCGCCGCUCCGGCCCGGCUCCAUGGCCUCCGCGCUGGAGGACCCCGUCUUGAUCCGGCCUUUCCGAGGCCACAGAGCGGCGGUGACCGGCGUCGCCUUCAACGCGGAGGCCGCGGGGCUGGCUACCUCCUCUUUGGAUAGGUUUCUCAUGGUGUGGAAGCUGAAGACACAAUGCAGAGCUUAUAAAUUUGUAGGCCACGCGGAAGCGGUGACCAGCGUACAGUUCUCACCAGACGGGCAGCUGCUUGCUUCAGCUUCUCAAGAUCGUACUGUCAGACUGUGGAUCCCUUGCAUUCAUGGAGAAUCAUCGGUACUGAAAGGUCAUACAGCAUCUGUUCGUAGCGUGAGCUUCUCGCAUGACGGCCACUUUCUAGUUUCAGCAUCCAAUGAUAAAUCAAUAAAAAUAUGGAGUGUUCACCAUCAGCGCCUUCUGUUUUCCCUAUUCCAACACACUCAUUGGGUUCGCUGUGCCAAAUUUUCACCUGAUGGAAGACUAAUAGCAUCUUGCAGUGAGGAUAAAUCUGUUAAGAUCUGGGAUACGAGAAAUAAAACUUGUAUUGAUAGCUUCUUAGAUUAUGGAGGAUUUUCAAAUUUUGUGGAUUUCAACCCAAGUGGUACGUGUAUAGCUUCUGCAGGUUCUAAUCAUACAGUGAAACUGUGGGAUAUUCGAAUGAACAAGCUACUGCAGCAUUACAAAGUUCACAGAGCAGGGGUUAAUUGUGUAUCAUUCCAUCCUUCUGGUAACUAUCUCAUCACUGCUUCUACUGAUGGUACCCUUAAGAUUUUGGACCUCUUAGAAGGAAGACUUAUUUACACUCUUCAUGGACACAAGGGACCUGUACUUUCUGUGGCUUUUUCAAAAGGUGGUGAAAAAUUUGCCUCAGGUGGAGCAGAUGCUCAGGUAUUACUAUGGAAAACCAACUUUGAUUCAUUUGAUUAUAAAGAAGUUCUUAAACACCAUAUUAGGAGAACACAUAUUGAUGAUCCUCCUCAUCUUCUUGAUAUUUACCCGAGGUCACCUCAUCUCCAUGAUGAAAAGCCUCAGUCAGUCGAGGUCAACCCUACCUUUGAUGUGACUAAUACGCAAACACCUGACCCACCUGUCAUAGAGAUUAGUUCAUCUUUCAGUACUGCCGAUGAUGUGGGCAGCGAAGGUCUGCAGUAUCCCCCUGCUUCAGUCUUGGCAACAAGUUCAAAAAGGCAGUCGGAGAAUGGGAGCGAAUCAGCUGUGCAUAAUGGGGACACGCAAACAGGCAUCUCCCCCUCCCUGGGUAAUGCUUUGGAGCACAUUGUGGGGCAGCUGGAUGUUUUAACUCUAACUAUUUCAAUCCUGGAACAACGUCUGACUUUGACUGAAGAUAAAUUGAAAGAAUGCUUAGAAAAUCAGCAAAAAAUGUUACUUCAGGGAAGACAGGAAGAAUAAAAGAUGAAAACGAACUGUAUUGAUGAAUGAAUGUUUCAUAUAUUCACAAGGAAAUAAUAAAUGUUACUUCAUUGGAUUUUGCUAUAAGCAAAAAAAUCCUUCUUUUCUAACAAGUCAAUGUAAUAAAAACUGAAGAAAAAAAAAUACAACACUUUUUAAACAUUAGUAGCCAGCAGAUAUUCUGAUUGUAUAUUGAAUAAAGUAUAGCCCAGCCAAAACUAAUAUUUUAUAAAAUAAUUCCCAUUGAACAUUACAGGACUCUUAUUUCAAACUAAGAUGAUCUUUGAAUACAACUAAGCAACAAACUAUGUAUUUUUAUAUGAAUAGCAGUUAUUAUGGAAGUGCACCAUACAGGUUUUUUAAGUCAGGUAAGGAUUGUGAAAAAAUGCUCUUUGUGUGAAGGUAAUGUUACUCAAGCGUGUAAAUUAAAUAAGACCUAAUUAGCUCUAACUCCAAAAAUGCUAGAGGUUUUCUUUGUCCCUUACAUACUCCCAAAUAUUUUAUCAAAAAGUAGCGACAGUUACUCCAUAUCUUCUAAACAUUUUAGUGAUGAUUGUAAGGUGUAGUUUAAAAACUUUUAGUUACAAAUAUGAAAAUGAAAUCAUUUAAGCUUUGAAACUAUAAUUGUAUCUGUGUGAAUUGAGCUGCAAGACUGAUGCAGUCAAGCACUUCUGCUUAUCUCAUCCCCAUCAAAAUUCAUUUUUUACCUUUAGAAAAAUAAAAAUCAGCUUUGUACUUCUGAAGAAUAUAUUUGAACCAAACACAAAAUGAUGUGAAAUCUAUAUCAUAAAUACAGAGGUUUCUCAUCCUCCAAGGACUUCCACAGGUGCUCAAGUUUUGCAUGCUAUGAAUGUCCCCCAUCAGUUAACGUGUUAUGAAUGAAGCCAUAAAUCAGGAAAGACUUUGCAAUGUAUGAAGAUUUUGUUUGGUUUUUUUUUUUUAUAAAAAUGCAAUUUUUAGAAAGAUGAUUGUAGGUCUUGUUUUUUAAUAAAAAUAUGCUUUUAGUAGAAUCUGUGCUUCUUUAUGGCUACCUAUUAUUUUUUUAAAUGGCAAUUGUAGAACACCUGUUGUAAAUCCACAAUCAAGACUAGGUAGUCAUCCAUUUCUGCAACUUCACAUUUUGUAUGUUGAAAUAUAGGACACUUGAAAUGGGGGGAGCAUUUUAAUCCAAUUCAGCAACUGACUGUAUAUAGAUAAAGCCCAUUUCCCAGGCCGAACCUCAUUAACAUCAAUAGAGCAGCUUAAGUACAGAAGUUCACUGUGUAAAUACUGUUGCGGUUCGAGCCAAAGCAAUGAGCAGUCAAUUUUUCUUUUAUAACUUUUCAUUUUCUCUCAUAGUAAUCACCUUCAGAUAGCCAGACAUGACCUCACUUGCUUGGUAGACUGAAUUUUACCAACAAGUACUACGUAUUUUCAGCUCAGUCUUAAGUAGUACUGUUUAUCGUGAAAAAGCAGUCUCUUCUUAUAAAAAAUUUUAGAUGCAACUUUCUAUGCAGCAUCUUAACCACAGAUUUUUUGUGAAAGGAUGGUCUUACCUAUUCAAGUGUAAACAGCCUGACCUUUGAUUAUGCAAUUGUUUAUAAUGCUAUAUAAUGCAUAGUUAUGUAAAUACUGUCUUUUAGGUCAGAUGUACUUUGCUUUAUGCAUUUGCAAAUACUCUUGUGGUCUUUGCCUUUUCUUGGCUCCAUUAGAAGACACAAAACCAUGUAACUAUUGAAAACCUUUGCUUGUUUCUUGUUUUCUCUGAGUGGACUACAUAUAUAUAUAUAUGUUUUAAAUCUGUAGAUUUUUUUUUUUAUAAGCUUUUCAGGAUUAUUUAUCAAAAAGAUUUGGAAAUGUCUCUUACUUCUGUAUUUUUUAAUACAAUCUCUGUUGAAGUUUUCCUUUCUGCCUUAUUUCCUAGCACUAAUCCUUCUUCCUUUUCAGUACCUAUUAUCUGGAGCAUUUACUACUUAACCCAGUUUAUUCCUCUGCCGUUUGUGAAUCUGGCGAACUAACAUAACAUUUCCAAAUUAAGAUAUGUUCUUGUCAUUCUAUCAGGUGGUCUGUUGAUACUGAAACUCAACACGCAUGUCUGUAUAACUAGAGAUGGUCGUUUGAGAACAGGAUGGAGGUAUUUUCCUCAAGCUGUGAUGGCUCUCCUAAAACAGAACCACAACCAGCUAACAUGAUGUUUCUUUUAAAGGAACAUUGAUGUGAGCUAGUUAUCUCAUUCUCUUGAUCCAUAUCACUUCAAAUAAAGCUAUAGAAUAGAAAAACUUCCUUUAAAAGCACCUGAAGAGGCUGGUUACACUCACAAGCAUUUACUCCAGGGUCUGUGCUCUAGCAAAUAACUGGUGACUUGAUUAAUUUGAAUUAACUUAUAGAGCUAGAGGAAAAUGACUGCUGUUUAGCCUUGUGCUUCUGCACCAUGUGAAAAAAUAAUUGCACAGGUCUUUAAAUGAUUAUGGAGAGUGUAUCUGUAUUGCAGACUGCAGUGAAGUGCUGAGAAUCCAUACUUGUUCUAAACCACGUACCUGGUGCAGUCCAGCUUUCCUCAAGCUAAGUUAUCCCUCGGAUAGUAAACGUAAAUAGGCCACCCUGUUGGAGAAAGACUGCAAAAAAUUUUAACUGCAAAAAUGGCACAAUUACUUAUUGAAAAAAAUAACACCAAUGUCUGAAUGACGUGCGGUAGAUUCCCAAGGUUUGCGAGGGAGAGAGAGAAGGUGGCAGCAGGAAUAACCUCUCCUGAUGGCGUCGCUGGAAGACUGUCUCUGGAGGAACCCAACUUCAAAUUCCUGAAGCGCCAAAGCAUUAUGCAGUAGCUCAGCAACUCAUCGUACGUGCUUCUGCAGACAUUUUGAAACAAAAACGCUCUUCCAAAUUGAAAGAAAUGCUGCCGGUUACUACUGUGUCUUAAAUUUUAUUUGUAAUUCCCAUCAAAGUUUAGUGGAAUUUUAAUGGAACUUUUAUCUUGGGCAUUACAUAAAGCAUGAUGUUGAGGCAAUAAAGGGAUUUUUCUCGGUUUUUCA